GCUGUGGCUCUGCUCGUUCUGCACUGGCUGCUGUCAGCACGCAGAGUCUGAACGGCGAGGCGUAACACUGAUACUCCACAAAACCGUGUGUUGAUACGCUACACAUGAAACUAUCGCUUUGGAUAUCGGACUGUCCUAAAAGCCCAGAUGACAAGCCUUAACCCGGAGCGAAACGGUAGGAAAUAGGAAUACGAAUUCUCUCUGGACUGCGAGAGCUGCGUUGUGCUAGAGCUGGACUCAAAAUAAACAGGUGGCUUUCACAUUGGAUUCUUGAACAUCUGAUUCUAGCCGGGAAAGCAAGAUAGAGAGAGAGGAUUGAACAUCUGCUGAACACAUCAGCGGAAGGCUGUCACCAGGUGGGCUGUAUGCUGUGGCUGUGGCUUUGGAGACGGAGCCAGAGGACUUCUUUAUGUCCACAGGCCUCAGCUGUCCAAAGGGGGGAUGAUCUGGAGCGCUGCACACAGGCCUAUCAUUAGGCCAUCGGGGCCCAUGCUAAGGAAUGGAUAGUUUUGCUGCUUAAUGUUACAGUGUAACUUCCCUUUAACUAUGGGUCAACGGUGAAGGAUUGAUAUGGAAAUCCUUUUUUUCCUUGGAAUCAGCUAAAGCAGCAGUUGAUGCAAAGCAACUUUUAUUUGCUUUUUAGGAUUUAUAUAAUUUGACGUUUUUAUAUAAUUGUGUCUACAUAGCAUUUAUUGUUUUUAGGUGGCUUGCAUAUAUUACAAAGCAGACUUUUGGAUUUAUGAACAAACAAAGACCAUGGCUGCUACCUAUCGCAUUGUGGUCAGCAGUAUUAACUGUUAUAACAGCGUUGUGAUUGACCGUCGUGUCCAGCACACUGUACACUACUGUAAUGGGCCCUGUGGUGCACUAAAACAUGGACUGAACUGCACAGUGGCUCACCGCAGCACUUGUGCCGAACUUCUUGACACCCCCAUAUCUAGAACCUGCUCUGACCGGCCCAUCGGCCUUCAUGAGUCCAAAACAAUGGAGAAUGGCAACACCGGACCUGGUGCUUUCUGCGAUGACUACCACCAGGUCGUUCCCAGAGUUAAGAAAGGAUCUGCCAUCCAAAGCUCAGCAAGCCUCAAGGAUAUUACAGGGGAAGCUAUCAACCUUGCCAGUGGAAAAAUUAAGGAGUUUUCAUUUGAGAAAAUCAAAUACUCUUCCAGCCAUGUGACUUUCAGAAAGGGCCGUAAGGUUAGGCCGGACUCCUUCAGCAGGAGGUCCACUGAUCUAGACAUCAUCUAUGGCCAGUUCACAGGCAAUGAUGAGAACUGUCCUCCAUUCGGCCUGUUUCAGAAAUCUGUUCUCGAAGAGCAGAAGCUAAGUCGCAGUGCAUCCCUAGAGCAGAACUUAAACAAUGUGGCCACGCUCUACCUGAACAGCCUCACCGAGGAGAACCUAAUUACCCGCAUACUGGAGAAGACCAAGGCAGACAGCAGUGCCUCAGGAGAAGACAUUAAAGCCUGUCUGGACAUUCUCCUUAAGUGCUCGGAAGAUCUGAAGAAGUGCACGGACAUCAUCAAACAGUGCAUCAAAAGGAAGUCGAUGGGUGGAAGCAGCGAUGACUCUGGGAACCCUGAAGUCAUUUAUAAAAAUGUGAUGGCUCGUCUAUCCAACUACCUGAAGAGGCUUCCUCUUGAGCUGGAACAGGGGCAAAGUGUGAGGCAGGAGCACAGUGAGCUUGCCGAACUAGUCAACAGCAUACACGGGCUGCAACAAAUCCCUUUCUCCCCCAUCUUUGGCAAUGAGCAGCCUCCGCGCUAUGAGGACGUUGUUCAAUCUCCUCCGCCCACAAAGCCUCGACUGAAACCCUCCCAGCCAGAACCUCUAGAAGGCUCUAGGGAUCUUGCAAGCAAUGUGAAACCCUCUGGUUUGUCAGCACGUACACCUCCAUCAACUAAUGGGUUCUCGCAUGGCAGCUUGCCUUCGGCCAGUAGCGGUUCAGCACCUUAUAUCUGCCACCACACAGUCUCAACCAGCCGACCGGACACAUUUUCUUCCACAAACUCUCUCUUGUCUAGCAGUAGCGAAAGCCUCUGUAAGGAUGCCAUGGAGGCUCUGUAUAUCGAGGAGGAGGAUUCGGAUUUGGGAAGGAUGCCGGACAGGGCAGUUAAAGGGGAUGGGAAGCACAGCUGUAGUAUUUCGGAGUCCAGAUUGUUCUCCAAAAGACCCACUGGCUACUCUGAGCCUAGUGGUGGUGUUUCAGAUAAACUCCAUGAACUUAGUAGAAAUGGAACUGUGUUCAAGCCUAAAAACGACUCGAUGGUCAACCAGAUGUACUUGCCAAAAAGCACAGAUUCCAGGCUGUUCCCUAGAUCAACCACACACGUUAAUAAAGGGGGAUCCGAUGACAUUGAUAAAUUGCUCAUGGACCUGGAGUGUCUUUCCCAGAACAUGCAAAAGGAGCCUCCACUGCCCCCUAAACUUAAAAACUGUGCCCAGCAGACAGGCUCACCCCAGCAUUUGAUUGGUAACUCUGUGGCUAAAGAUCUACCAGUGGCAGGUGUGUCUGGACCCUUGAUGACCAAGCCCUCUGAGAUAGGGGUUGAGGCCACCGAAGAAGAUGAUGGAGCUCUGCUUCUCAGGAUUCUUGAGAGCAUUGAGAGCUUUGCUCAGGAGCUGGUGGAGAGUGGAGCUGGGAGAGGAACUCAGUCUAAGGAGCGAGAGGUCAUGCGUCUUCUUCAGGACACGCUGGCCAGCACCAAAGCAGAAGUGGCUCCACUCCCGCUGCCUGUACCUCAGCCUGAGACUGCAUCUACACCAGCACAAACACCUAAAUGCACACCUGCCCCAACACCCUUAAGUGCACCUCCUGCUGUACAAACCCCUGCUUCUACUGUAAGGGACACGGGCUCAACACUUCUCAUUCAACAAACGCCAGAAGUCAUCAGGGUGAGUUCAGCUAAACUGACAGUGUCUAUAUAGAGUCUUCAUGUCUCGUCCAGUAUCUGUGCAAUGUGUAUCAUUGGUAAAAUGUAAAAAAA
Sinocyclocheilus grahami is the source of this 2987-nucleotide messenger RNA. Its product is annotated as serine/threonine-protein phosphatase 2A regulatory subunit B'' subunit alpha-like. Lineage: Eukaryota; Metazoa; Chordata; Actinopteri; Cypriniformes; Cyprinidae. The record is from RefSeq and is a predicted model, not a curated record. The transcript is spliced from 3 exons. Bases 757 to 2928 code for a protein of 723 amino acids.